AUGCAGCAUGAAGACCACAAUGGAGAAAGUCAAGAACUAGAAGAACUAGACCAGCAGGACACAACUGAACCAUCUGGUGGUUGUGAUGUUGUUCGGACACGUGACAAGGGCGACACCAGUGAGAAACAUUCAAGGAUUGAUCAAGAGGAGAGAGAGAUGGAGGAUGCUGAAGACACCAGUAAACCUACCAAGAUGGAUGGCCUCCAACAGCUCCAGGAAGAGGAGGGCAAAGUAAGACGGCUCAAUGUGGAUCUGCAGGCCAAGCUAGCCUUCUACUUCAGCCAGAAGACCCCUGAGAAAGACCUCGAGGUGGACGGGGUGGUGUCCACACAGGACUACGACAAGUGCCUUAACUUCCUGGCGGACUGGAGGAGGCAGCACGCCGCUCAGGAGGAGAGGGCACAGCAAGAAGAGGACGAGCUGAGGCUGCAGAUCCAAGAGGAACUAGACAAGGUACAGGAUGAGUGGCAAGCGUUGUUGGCGCAGAAGAAGAAGCUGGCAGUGCCACUGCUGAGUCGUCAUUUGAGCCGAGAGGCGGCACAGGCCAAAGUGGAAGCCGUGUUAGCGUCCGAGUGCGUCCACCGUGAAGAACUGAGGAGUCUGCGUGUGAAGCACGCCACCUUGAAGAGCAGCGUGGAGCGUCUGGAGUCAGAUCUCCGUAAUGAAGAGGAAGAGCAGGCCAAGGAUGAUCUUCAGCUCCAGUUUGAGCAGCUACUGGCCGACAGGAUGCAGCAGAGGAAAGUCUUGGAGCAAAAGAACCAAGAAGCCUUGAAGCUCCACAAGAAGAUGAAGUGCACCUUGGAGCUGCUGUCCAACAUGAAGGAGAAGCUGCACUGGAGUCGCAUGGAGGUUCAGAGAAAGCGGGAGCAGCUAGCCCAACUGGACGCCAUGCUGGCAGCCAAGAGGGACCUCCUGACCAGAACCAAGCGGGCCUGCAGCCGCCUGCAGAAAGACAACACGGAGCUGAAGCACAGCGGCGGACUGCUGGGACACCGCCUGCUGCUGUGGGACUUUGGGGUCACUGUGGGCGACUCCACACGGCUGCAGGACAAACUGGACAAGCUGAAAAGUCGUCGGGAAGAAAUAGUUUCUACAAAAAGCUAA
Messenger RNA from Doryrhamphus excisus (bluestripe pipefish), 1104 nucleotides. It is a transcript of the gene cfap184, whose product is annotated as cilia and flagella associated protein 184. Gene Ontology annotation, biological process: cilium assembly. NCBI's taxonomy places the organism in Eukaryota, Metazoa, Chordata, Actinopteri, Syngnathiformes, Syngnathidae. The record is from RefSeq and is a predicted model, not a curated record. Gene Ontology annotation, cellular component: ciliary basal body; axoneme.